AGUACAAUUUCUGGAGUGGGGGUUACACUUAACCCGCCUUUUUAUUCCACAAGCAUGAGGUUUUGCUGCUUUGCUGGUGUUUUAUCUUCAGCUGUGGAUGGCUGAAUGGUGAACUGAGCCGUAGAAAAAAAGAGAGAGCUUCCCUGGCAGGCAUCAUCCCCCUCAGUCAGUCUGACCGCCCACAGUCCGGGGGGAGAAAGUGCUGCUUUGUGAAUGAAGGGAGCGGCGGAGGGCAGGAAACAAAACUUUACCAAAAUUACUUCCGACGGGUGACGAUUUUACAUUCAACUGAGAGGUUUCGACGUGUGCAACAAGCGACACCUGGCCGACAAGGACCAAGAAAAUAUAAAGCUCGCCCGAGCAGGUAUUUCAGGGAAGCUGUAAAUCAUGGUGGUCAGUUUGGCCUGUGCGGCCUGUCUCUGCCUGGUGGUGGUGGUCAGUGGUGACCCCUGCCUCAUCAUCAGCGAGAUCAACGCCGACAACCCCAGACUGGACACCACUGAGUUUGUGGAGUUGUAUCACACCAGCGGACAACGGGCUUCUCUGGACGGCUACACGCUUGUGUUCUAUAAUGGGAAUGGAAACGUAGCCUACAAGGUGCUGGACCUCAAAGGCCACAGCACAGAUGACAGAGGAUUCUUCCUGGUGGGCUCGGUGGACAUGCUGCCCAAACCGGCCAUCCUCCUGCCUCCCAACACAGUCCAGAACGGCCCAGACGCCAUCGUCCUCUACCACACGUCUGCUGCUCGCUACAGUGAGAAGAUGAAUGUCUCCGCCGUCGGGCUGGUGGACGCCGUCGUGUACAUGACUCGCCGUACUGGGGGUGCAGAAUUCCUGGCUGAAACUCUGACACCCGGGGAACCAGCCUUCGUAGAAGAUGAAACAGCACUGGAGGGGGACGAGUCAAUUGAGAGGUGCCUGCUGUCAGAAGAUCGCUGGGGCUUUCAGGUGUCCUCACCCUCCCCAGGUCAGAGGAAUAACUGCACCCCGCCUGCCGCCCCAGCAACCAUUCCUGUCAUUACUGAGCUGAAGCUGGGAGGAGGGCAGGUGGACGGACUUGUGGAGCUAACAGAGGCUCCAGCCGCAGGUCCUCUGGUGCUGGUAGUGUUGGAUGGAAAAACCGACACAGUCACUGUGAGUGUGGACGUGCGUGUGGACACCCCCAGGAAUGGGUUGAUGUCCAAGAACAUAGGGAAGAAGUACAUGAAAGGAGAUGAGUCUGGGGCAGUUGCUAUUUACAGUGGCAGAGCCUCAGACUUCCCCAUGGGCAGCCAGCUGAGCCAGAUACAGCCUCUAGAUGCAUUUGUGUUUGCUGGACCUGGAAGUAAGCCUAGUGCCAACCUCACAGAGACUCUCAUCCCAGGCAGACAGCCCUACCAACUCAGCAACAG
Messenger RNA from Micropterus salmoides (largemouth bass), 1391 nucleotides. RefSeq lists its product as uncharacterized. The record is from RefSeq and is a predicted model, not a curated record. Lineage: Eukaryota; Metazoa; Chordata; Actinopteri; Centrarchiformes; Centrarchidae.